AUGGCCGAUCCGCUGAGUUUGCUGCGUCAAUACAAUAUCAACAAGAAAGAAAUCAUCGAACGCGAUGGGCAGAUCAUAUUUGGAGAAUUCAGCUGGCCGAAAAACGUGAAAACCAACUAUCUAAAAUAUGGUUCUGGAAAGAAGGGUGCACCGAAGGAGUACUAUACGCUCGAGUGUUUGUUAUACAUUCUUAAAAAUGUGGGUCUUCAGCAUUCGGUGUAUGUCCGGCAGGCUGCCGCCGAGGACAUACCGGCCGUCAAUCGUCCAGAUCGAAAGGAGCUGCUGCAAUAUCUCAACGGCGAGACGAAUACUUGUGCCAGUAUCGACAAAAGUGCCCCGUUGGAAAUUCCGACGCAAAUCAAGCGUCCCGCCGAAUCGGAUGGAUUGGAUAGCCUGGCGAAAAAGGCCCGGUAUGAGGAUACGCAGGUGCAGAAGGUGAAGGAACAGCUAGCGGCUCGAUUAGAUGUGAACAAGAAGGAAGCAUCGGUGAACAUAGAUAACAUUAAGUCUCUUUCGGAAACGAUGUCAGUGGAGAAGAUUGCUGCCAUCAAAGCGAAACGUUUGGCAAACAAGAAGGUCACAAUCAAACGUACCGACAAUGACGAUGCAAUGGGUGUGGGACCAGAUUUGCGUGUCAUUCUCGACUUCGACGUCGAUUCAACGAAGGAUAUCGUGAGCCGCGAGCGACAAUGGCGCACGAGAACGACCAUCCUGCAAAGUAACGGUAAAAUAUUUGCCAAAAACAUUUUCGCCAUACUGCAGAGCAUCAAAAACCGGGAGGAAGGUCGAGGUCGUCCUCAGGCACAGCCGAUCAAGCUUCCCGAACCUCCCCGUGUCAUUCGGCCCCAGCCUCAACCGACCCAAUAUAAUCGUUACGAUCAGGAACGGUUCAACAGGCAGAAGGAGGAAACGGAAGGUUUCAAGAUCGAUACCAUGGGUACGUACCACGGUAUGUCGCUGAAGCUGGUAACGCAAGGCUCGGCCGGCCAGAACAAGGCCCAGCAAAACAGUCUAAACAACAACAACAGUAGCAGCAACAACAACCUCUCGGCCAACAUGCCUCCGGGAAGGCCGAAGGAGCUGAUUCCAACGGCACAGGCACGGCUGCUGGCACAGAAUGCGGCUAACAAGCGGACAUCGCGUACACCGAUUAUUAUCAUACCGGCCGCGACGACCAGCCUGAUUACGAUGUACAAUGCUCGGGAUGUGCUGCAAGAUCUGAAGUUCGUCACUACGGACGAAAAGAAGAGAGGUGGUAGCUCGCGUGAAAACGAAGUGCUCAUUCAGCGACAGAAGGCGGGUAACUUGACCGUACCGUACAGGGUGAUAGACAACCCAUCGAAACUGACCGCGCACGAUUGGAACCGUGUGGUGGCCGUAUUCGUUAUGGGACCGGCGUGGCAGUUCAAGGGCUGGCCGUGGGAUGGAAAUCCGGUGGAGAUAUUCUCGAAAAUCGCCGCUUUUCAUCUACGGUACGACGAUCUCAAACUGGACGCGAAUGUGGCUAAAUGGGCUGUGACGGUGCUAAACAUCUCACGAACCAAGCGCCAUCUGGACAAAGCAUGCCUGAUGGCAUUCUGGGAGAAACUGGACCUUUACAUGACCAAGUACAAACCGGACCUCCGAUUCUGA
Messenger RNA from Anopheles marshallii, 1632 nucleotides. It is a transcript of the gene hyx, whose product is annotated as parafibromin. Gene Ontology annotation, cellular component: Cdc73/Paf1 complex. The record is from RefSeq and is a predicted model, not a curated record. Gene Ontology annotation, biological process: transcription elongation by RNA polymerase II; positive regulation of transcription elongation by RNA polymerase II. The coding region runs from base 1 to 1632 and encodes 543 amino acids. Gene Ontology annotation, molecular function: RNA polymerase II complex binding. The transcript is spliced from 5 exons. Lineage: Eukaryota; Metazoa; Arthropoda; Insecta; Diptera; Culicidae.